Messenger RNA from Sporothrix brasiliensis 5110, 426 nucleotides. Its product is annotated as thioredoxin 1. Bases 1 to 426 code for a protein of 141 amino acids. The record is from RefSeq and is a predicted model, not a curated record. The transcript has a single exon. Lineage: Eukaryota; Fungi; Ascomycota; Sordariomycetes; Ophiostomatales; Ophiostomataceae.
AUGUCUGUCACUCAGAUCGAGACGUUCGCCGACUUCAAGGCCCUCCUGGCCGCCAACAAGUUUGUCAUAGCCGACUUCACUGCCGACUGGUGCGGCCCCUGCAAGGCCAUUGCGCCCCUCUACAGCAAGCUGGCCACCGAGAACGCCAUUGAGGGCGGCCUGGCUUUUGCCAAGAUCAACGUCGACAACGUCCCCGACGUCGCGCAGGAGUACGCCGUGUCGGCCAUGCCGACCUUCCUGUUCUUCGCCGACGGCGAGCGCGCAUCGAUCAACGUGGCACCGCGCAAGCCGGGCGCGACGGCCGAGUCGGAAGAGGCGGACCCAGCGGGCAAGCGGGUGGUGGACCUGAUCCGGGGUGCGGACCCGCGGGCCCUGACGGCGGCGGCGUCGCGGCUCGGCGAGGCGGCACGCGCGGCGAAGGAGUAA